UUCUGUGCUGUUAGGAUCGGGACAAUAGUCUCUACAGUCGCAUGAAUUGACGUCUUGCAAUUUUAUAUCGGUUUUUGCUUUCAGACUUUUUUUAACCUUUACUUUUAAGUUCUCCUCUUCAGUAUUUUGAUCAGACAGUGUUAAAGUUUCCUGCGCGUGUCUACUUGCAACAAAGUGAAGAAGUACGAGAAAAAUCCAAAAACAUACAGAUGACCAGUGUCUUUUGAGGCACAUUUCCAUCUUAUUUUAGUUGUUCUUUCAGAUCCGAAUUUGCACUUUUACAGUACAUAACUAAAACAUUAACAACAUUUACCACGACUACAAAAGUUAAGAUGGCGAUUGUACAACGGUUGAGUGCACCAAUAUCUUAAGGUUAUCAUGUAAAAACUGAUAAUUAAUUCUAAAUGCGUUAUAAAUGUUGCACCUCGCUUCUCAGCGCGAUACAAGAUAAGGGGGCACGAACAACGCUACAAAGAUAUUAUAAUUUUUAACCUGUUAAUUUCAUACAUCAGUAUAUGCCAACAAAUGUUUCUGUGCUCUAAAAAAUACUUUCGUGCAGCAAAGAUCCAAUUUGCUGUUUACUUCGCGAAUAAAACCCAGUGAAGUGCAACAGAAAGCCGCUACAAUGCCAUUGGUAAUCAGUGGAUUAUUCUACACUAAUGCUUUUGCAAGAAAGCGCAAUUCAUAUUUGCUGGACUAAUCUUGUGAGAUUUUAAUUAAACCGCUGAACGAAAUUGCGCGAUUAUUUUUCUCAUACUGAGAGAUUUUUCACAGUAAUAAAUCUUCAUGAUAUUCACGUCAAAAUGUUAACUAACAAACAUCCAGCCAAACUCAGCGAACUGCAGCUAGCGACCACUACUCCGAAUUAGUCUUAAUUUCAUUUUUCUUUGAAAAAAAGCUCAUGUUAUACAGAUAAGUGCAGUGAUUAUGCAUUCACAAGCCUGUAUUUUGUGUGUUUCGAGCCCGGGUAGGGAACUAUAUAUCUUGGAUGUCGUUUCUGGCUUUCCGCCAUGCAGUUUAAAUAUUUGCCACGGCUUAUAAGCUAAUAUCAGUGCUUGCUGUUUUCCAGCAGUCUAGGUUUUUUUCGUUUUUUUAGCAAAGUUCAGCACCCUGAAUUUGCUUGACUAGCUUAACAGUGGCACUCCGUUAGAAUUAAUGAACACUUCAGGAAUUCCAAGCUCGAAAUAUAAUAUCAAUUGUUUUCACUAACUCUCAUUCAUUUAUUUAUUCUUAGUUCUGAGCAGUUUGGUGGCACAUCGGGACCAUCCAAUCAGUGAUUGAUGAUUUUGCUUAUUCCCAUAACUCUUCGUCUCAACGAGGCUUUCUCUCUUCGUUGUGAACGAGGUUGUCGAAGAUGGCGGACGGACUUUCGUAACGAAAUAGAAGUCAUAGAUCUAGAAUGAGGAUUGUGGCACGAGCUUGGGCAACGUAUCAACAGCUGCUCAUAACGCACCCCUGGAAAACUCAAACUAUUGGAACAGGUGUUCUUGUUGCCGCUGGAGAUGUUGUCACUCAGCAGUUUGUUGAGCGGAAAGGUCUCAAACAUGACUUUUUCAGAACAGCUCGCAUGGGGGUUGUGGGUCUGAUAAUUGGGCCUGUACUAAGAACAUGGUACCUGACACUUGACAGAAUUGUGCCUGGAGCAGCAAAGACUGCCGGCUUCAAGAAGAUGCUUCUAGACCAAAGCCUUUUUGCUCCAGUUAUGAUUUGUUUCUUCUUUGGGAUAACAGAGACUCUGGCUGGUAAAAGGCUGUGUGAUAUUAAGGAGAUGCUCCAGGAACGCUAUGCAGAUGCCCUGAUUACCAAUUAUAAAAUAUGGCCUCUUGCUCAAACACUGAAUUUUACAUUUGUUCCGAUUCAGCACCGUGUGGGAUUUGUCCAGAUAGUGGCAAUAUUUUGGAAUGCAUAUAUGUCAUGGAUGACUAACAAGCCAUUGCCCGAGCCUACAUUGAACAGUGUAAACUCCAUCCAGUAAAACAGGCUUUAAGUCACUUCACUCACACUUCACUCAGUGUGACUCCACAGCAUUGAAGAGAUUAUAUUCCAUGUAAGUGGCUCGUCUACAGUGUUACAACUGGUUUUCCUGUCUUGCCUUUCACCACUCAUUUUGCUGUAUAUUGCCUUUUCAAAAAUUUGUGUUCCUCAAAAAGUAAAAUUCCUUUUGGAUGUU
Molecule: messenger RNA, 2170 nt
Organism: Orbicella faveolata
Lineage: Eukaryota; Metazoa; Cnidaria; Anthozoa; Scleractinia; Merulinidae
Product: mitochondrial inner membrane protein Mpv17-like
Cellular component (GO): mitochondrion; membrane; cytoplasm
Source: RefSeq, a predicted model, not a curated record